Penicillium nucicola is the source of this 579-nucleotide messenger RNA. RefSeq lists its product as uncharacterized. The transcript is spliced from 2 exons. NCBI's taxonomy places the organism in Eukaryota, Fungi, Ascomycota, Eurotiomycetes, Eurotiales, Aspergillaceae. The record is from RefSeq and is a predicted model, not a curated record. The coding region runs from base 5 to 439 and encodes 144 amino acids.
AUGUAUGCGUCGGAAUUCGAAUCCGAGAGACGGGCCAGGUACACAUCUUAUCAGCGGAUACUUCGGGAUUUUGGGCUUUCCUUGGCUCGCAAUUAGGGUGAUGGCAGCAGCGAUGGCGACGGGUGCGAAUGCACAGAAUCUGCACCCUAUCAGGAGAGGAACAUCAAAAAACACGGCCCUCGCGGAUCCGCCCCGAUCCAUGGAAGACAUCGCGGAAGGCGCCCGCAAGGUGUUGAAUCACAUCGAAAACAAUGGCUUAACAUCCAGCUCAACCCGGUUGAUUUUCCCGAGACCAGCGCCCAAGAAGACAGCCACGAAAACCGACUUUCCCAGUUUAUUGGUGAGAUCACGACCCUCAACGAUGCGAAUAACACUCCUGAGCCAAGUAUUGAGGAAGUGGAUCCGGAGAGCCCCGAAUCCCGAAGACUGGUUGUUUUGAAAUACAGGAAACAGCAAGCGGUAUCAAUUAGGUCCCUCCCCCCCGUACUUGCAACUGAUGCAGUGACAAUCGACGACCCACAUGACGAAGUCUGGCAUGAAGCUAGCGAGCGAAGCGAUGACGAGCAGCCCCAUCAAUGA